UGUGGUGGUUGGGCCUACCCACCCUAUUUGUUCCAUGAUCUAUGGGUCUACUGGAGCUACCCACUUCGAUCAAUUAGCCAAGAUUUUGACCGGAUACGAAAUCACUGGUGCUCGAUCUAGUGGUAUUUUUAUGGGGAUUCUUUUUAUCGCUGUAGGAUUCCUAUUCAAGAUUACUGCAGUUCCUUUUCAUAUGUGGGCACCUGAUAUCUAUGAGGGUUCACCCACCCCGGUGACAGCAUUCCUUUCUAUUGCGCCUAAAAUCUCUAUUUCUGCAAAUAUGUCACGUGUUUCUAUUGUUGCUUCCUAUGGGGGUACAUUACAACAAAUCUUCUUUUUCUGCAGCAUUGCUUCUAUGAUCUUAGGAGCACUGGCCGCCAUGGCCCAAACGAAAGUCAAAAGACCUCUAGCUCAUAGUUCGAUUGGACAUGUAGGUUAUAUUCGUACUGGUUUCUCAUGUGGAACCAUAGAAGGAAUUCAAUCACUACUAAUUGGUAUAUUUAUUUAUGCAUCAAUGACGAUAGAUGCAUUCGCCAUAGUUCCAGCAUUACGGCAAACCCGUGUCAAAUAUAUAGCGGAUUUGGGCGCUCUAGCCAAAACGAAUCCUAUUUCGGCUAUGACCUUCUCCAUUACAAUGUUCUCAUACGCAGGAAUACCCCCGUUAGCCGGCUUUUGUAGCAAAUUCUAUUUGUUCUUCGCCGCUUUGGGUUGUGGGGCUUACUUCCUAGCCCCAGUGGGAGUAGUGACUAGCGUUAUAGGUCGUUGGGCGGCCGGAAGGUUGCCAUGAGUAAGGUUGGGAGACCGAAGGCAGUUUUCCGUGCACCGGACACGUAGCUUACCGAAUCAGUUGCAACACAGAUGGGAAUGCAUGCUACGAAAGACAGGGUCGAGUCUGAUACAUCAACCGUCGACUCCAUAUCCUUGUACGAGUCCACAAUCACUACACGAGAUGAACCUGGGUUUGGUGAAUGGAAGUUGGCCUUAGGUGUAAUAGGACUCCCAGUUACUGCGCGCGAUCGUAUACUGAGGUGCUCCCCGUCGGUUGUUGGAACGACGCGAGCCGGGCCGGGCCUCGAUUCCUUUCAAAAAGAUGAAGGGACAGAGGUGACUAAUUCCCCAUCUCAUUUGGGGCGGAAAACGAAUCGACAUCUCGAUGUGAUACAGCCCUUUCCAUUUUCGUUGGGAAAGAACGGCGAAGUCCAUCCGAACCCUCCAAUGAAGAAAUAAGAGGAGAGCAAAGCGCCAAUGGCGCGCGAAGCGCAUGCGGAAGGGGCACGGAGAAAUAAAGAAGUGUGGGGGAGAAGCAGCCGAGCUCAUUCCCUUCGCUUCCUGGGCCCAAAGCAGUGCUUUGUUUCCUGGCCAAAUCAAGGAUUUGGGGCUGAUUGCAAAAGAUAUCUGAAUAGAAAGAUAGAUCCAUCCAUCUAUCCAGAUAUCUAAAAAAGAAUCGAUUUCGAUUUCAUGAAACCUUUGAUUCAAAGAACUGCGCUUAGCCCCCCCGCUCAUGAAACGGCUCUGCUGCAAUGGAUGGCAGAGGGUCCGUAGUACCCGAAGCACUGGAGUGAUCCAGUAGCCGGGAAGGGGCCUAGAAGUGCCUACUACUACACCACACUACACUUGGCUCUACACAUUUACAGAGCUUACCCCUGUCCAGUGUCUGGCAGAACGUUGGGGGCUUCAAUCGUCGACUCGUUAUCCCCAUCUCAGCCCAGGCUAACGGAGCCUGACUUAUUCAGGGGAGAGAGUGGAGCCUAUCGAAGCACUCUUGAGAGUAAGAUCCUUGGCUCCUCUUCAUUCUCUACAGGGGUCUCUGCCCACAUGGAAGCGGGGCAGAGAUGGAUAAGAUCAAACACGGGAAUAAGAAGCAUUUGAAAUGCCUUUUUGAUCAUUUUGAUAGAGGGGGAUGGAUAAAGUGGGCAAAACAGACUCACAUUUUUCAAUCGAAAAGAUGGGUUCCUUUUUCGUCUCGACAAAGAAAGAAUCAUCUUGAAAACGCUCCUAACCCCUUCGUAGGGCCGUGUAUAGUAAGUGAUCCGAACCUGCCCGGAGCGAGCCCCCCUUAGAGGCAAGUGAAGUUGGUGAGCCGUAUGAUGGGCAACUAUCUCCUGCGGUUCGGAGAGGACUCAGCUGUUAGUUAGUACCCCCUUGGUUUCGGGGUGGACCCUUUCACUCUA
Triticum urartu is the source of this 2168-nucleotide messenger RNA. Lineage: Eukaryota; Viridiplantae; Streptophyta; Magnoliopsida; Poales; Poaceae. The record is from RefSeq and is a predicted model, not a curated record.